Molecule: messenger RNA, 941 nt
Organism: Aspergillus steynii IBT 23096
Lineage: Eukaryota; Fungi; Ascomycota; Eurotiomycetes; Eurotiales; Aspergillaceae
Product: carboxymuconolactone decarboxylase family protein
Exons: 2
Coding region: 160-717 (185 amino acids)
Molecular function (GO): peroxiredoxin activity
Source: RefSeq, a predicted model, not a curated record
UCUGCCCGUCCGCAGCCUGCAUCGAACUGAGAUAUACGCCGAGUCGCUACCGCAAAUUGGGAGUACUUAGUUCCCAGCAAGGGGGGUCUUCACUCGUUAUCAAGAAACCAAGGAUCUUUCAUUUUGGCCUGAAAUCGCCUGAAAUCCGACCAUUUCACCAUGCGUCUCCCAUACGUGCCCGAUGCCCCACCAACCAGCACUCCCGAGGAGGCAGAUAUCCUGGCUCGAGUGCAAGCCCGACGUGGCCCUCGCGGCCUCAUCCCACUUGAUCGCGCGCUCCUGCACUCCUUUCCCGUCGCGGAUGGAUGGAACUCGUUCAUCGGAGCCAUCCGCACUCGAACGAGCCUCUCCCAAGUCAUCCGCGAGCUCAUCAUUUGCCGCGUGGCCGUCCUCAACGGGGCACAGUUUGAAUGGGAACACCACGCGCCGCUGCUGCAGGAGGGUGGAUUCAGCGAGGAUGCGAUCAGAGUAGUCCGCGAUCCUCUAGCAGAUCUCACCCUGAAAGUCCAGGACAAAGUCAUCAGCGAGGCCGAGAGCGCCGUCAUCAAGUACACCGAUGCCAUGACGAAAACGGUCACCGUGCCCGAAGAGGUGUUUUCAGAACUGAAGGGGCUCUUUAACGAUCAAGAGGUGGUGGAAAUCACCGCCACUGCGGCGGCGUACAAUUGCGUGAGUCGGUUUUUGGUGGCUCUAGAUGUUGGAGAGAAAAACCAAUAGACCGUAAUGCUAUAUCUUCUGUUGAUCAUUGGCUCCAGCCAGGCCAUAGAUCGGGAACUCAAAUCCCUGGGAUCCAACUGCCACGGCCCAUGAUGGAGCAUAUCCAAGACCCACCACGUUAGUACACAGCGGGUACCAUUUCAGAGGGUCACGUUGCGGAUGAAGAUAUUGUGUCUGUAGAUAGAAAAGUCCAUGCGGCCUUAUCUUUGCGCCCAGGGAUUUCU